AUGGACGAGGAAAAUGAAAAGAAAUGUAAGUUUUUUUGAUAUUUGGAAAAAAAACAUGUGGAAAUAUAAUCGAUAAAUAUCAGGGUUGGAAAAUUGUAAAAUACAACUUUUUUCUUGGAAUUUUUGAAUAUUGAAAUAAUUACUGUAGUCUUACAUCUGGCGCUCUUGAAAAUUUUGUAGCCGAGCAUUUUCUGGCUUUAAGACCUUGCACAUUCUUCUAAGAAAGGCGGAUCAAAGUUGACAAAAUGUUAAUCACACCCGUUCAAGCCACGCAAUGAGUGUUUUCUACUGUAAAUAGAAAAAUCUGCGAAUGAAAAAAACUGUGCAAACACUUUUGUCUAAUUCUCUCUGUUCGCCGAUUUUGGGGGCCUGAAACAGAGUUCCGAAUUGGGGAACAUGAUAAAUUUUAUGCGUUGGGUCUUGUCGCGAUUGCUAACCUGAGACCGUAGAUGAGGCCCCCUCACUCAUUAAAAUUAUCUUAGAUGAGUAGCAAGUCAGGUAGAACUCGAGGCGCUGAUUUUCAUGCUGUAUUUAGUUUUUCAUGAACCUUAUCUAGGUUUUGAGCUACAGGGUGCACCGUUUUACAGCGUUUUGCUGAUUUUUGUGUUGCUUGAGCGGGUGUGUAAUGCAAAGACAUAUUUUUGAUCUACCAGAAAGAGUUUGAGAUGAUAAUAAAUUAUCCAACGGUAAUUUUUCCAAAAGCUAUUCAUAUUGUUUUAGUCAAUCGUCCAACUCCUCCAAAACCAUUGAAUUUCGUCCCACCAAAACCUCCAGUUCUUCAACCCAAUAUAUCUCAUUUGAUCGCCAAUAAAAACACAUCAAAUCCAAUUAUUCCACCACAACCUCCUCAACUUUUUGUCAACCCUUUUACUCCGAAAUCGAUUUCACCAAAACCUUCUCCACAAAUUCAAAAAUCAGUUUCACCAUCUGAAGCAGUUCAAUCAUCUUCUUCUGCUUCAAUAAAAUCUGAAAUUGUUUCACAAGAAUUGGAUACGAAAUUAGAGAAACCGAAAGAAUUGCAAGUUUCUCAAACGACUGAUAUUCCAAUAACUCCAAUAAUUGAUGAAUCCAAAACUAUAUCAUCUCCAGCUUAUGUUGAAGUAUCAAAACAAGAUAUUACAACAUCGAAGACAAAUUAUGAAAGUGCAAAACAAUCAGAUAUGUUUACAGAUAAGGUAUCUUUUAUUUUUCUGAAAAUCUUUUUCAAAAGUGUGUUUAUAGGUUGAUAUGAGUGGUGGAUUGAUGAGUUGGUUAACAAAAGCAAUGACUGAAAGUAAAAUAUUGAGUGAUGUAGCAGAAAAAGCGAAAGCUGGAAUGGAAACAGUUAUGACAACUCUUGAUCCUGGAAUGAAACCAUUUUUAUCGGAAAAUGGAGUUAUUACAUUAACUAUAUUGAAUAGUGAUGUAGAUAUAAUAAGUGCUGCAAAUGAAGGAUUUCAAAAAGCAGGUGCUCUAGUUAUUGUUCGCGGAAUUCCAAAAAAUCCAAAUGAUGAUAAUUGUGCACUUGUUAUUGGUGAAGAAAAAGCUAUGAAACAUUGUCAAAAAACAUUGGAAAACGCAAAAACUGCAAAACAAUCACCAGAUACACCUACAGUACUCCUAACAGUUCAACCAUUUCUCAUUGAAAUAUCUGGAAAAUGUUAUGCAACUUCGAAAAUUUUAUUGAAAAGUGGAGAUGUUGAAUGUGAUUCAAUUGGACAAUUACUUGAAAUUUCAGAUGAAAUUCUUGAGGAAAUAGAGGUGAUUUUUGAUUUUGUUCGCAAAAAAUGUUUUUUUUCAAAUUCAUUUUAUAGAAAAAUGUGAUUGGUGAAGAUGAAUUCUCAAUUGGUCCUGGUGAAGCAGUCAAAAGAAUUAAUGACCGAAAUGAUGUGUUUAAUUUCCAACCAGGCUCCAAAUAUCCACCAUAUAAUUCGCCUGAUCUUCUGAUUCUUGCAUUUUCUUCAGUCGCACAACAGCUUUUGUCAAAAAUGUAG
Messenger RNA from Caenorhabditis angaria, 1973 nucleotides. The record is from the annotation of a GenBank genome assembly. NCBI's taxonomy places the organism in Eukaryota, Metazoa, Nematoda, Chromadorea, Rhabditida, Rhabditidae.